Mobula hypostoma (lesser devil ray) is the source of this 4230-nucleotide messenger RNA. RefSeq names its product beta-1,4-mannosyl-glycoprotein 4-beta-N-acetylglucosaminyltransferase b (gene mgat3b). Gene Ontology annotation, biological process: N-acetylglucosamine metabolic process; protein N-linked glycosylation. The transcript has 2 exons. Bases 354 to 1886 code for a protein of 510 amino acids. Gene Ontology annotation, cellular component: membrane. NCBI's taxonomy places the organism in Eukaryota, Metazoa, Chordata, Chondrichthyes, Myliobatiformes, Myliobatidae. The record is from RefSeq and is a predicted model, not a curated record. Gene Ontology annotation, molecular function: beta-1,4-mannosylglycoprotein 4-beta-N-acetylglucosaminyltransferase activity.
GCCGGCUGGAUUCGAACUCGGGAGCCUUCACUCCAAAGUCCAGCACUGAUGCCACUACACCAGCAGCCAGUGCGAGUGUAUAUGUACUUUAAUAAUAAGUUUACUUUGAACUUUGAGAUUGCCAAUACGAGGGUGUGGUGAGGCGACAGAUGGGAAAAGUGAAGUGAAGCUCCUUCAACUAUGAUGGGGAAAUCGUGUUGCCAGAAGGAGAAUAUGGGAGGCAGGAUAUGAGAAGUUCCCUGUGGGACUUGGUGGGGUUAUACAAGAUGUCAGUGGCAAUCUGACUCCUGAGAUGGACGCAGUGAGAUCCAGAAAAGUUUCCGAGAUGGUCCAGAUGAGUGAGAGGACAAAGGAUGAAGAUGCGGCGCCGCCGCAUGGUCUUAAUGCUGUGUAUGGCAGGACUGUGCCUGAUCUCCUUCCUGCACUUCCGCAAGGCCCUGUCCUACAUCACGUUCUCCCGCGAGCUCUCUGUCUUCAGCCCUUCCCUCAGGUCCAUGUUCGUCGACUCUCACCUCUUUUGGAAGCAGAACGAGGAGGAGGAGGAUGCGAGUGCCAGUCUGGGUCUCCAGACGGCGCCCGGUGCUCACCAGGCAGGCUGGCCACAUCUCCACCGAGCCCAGUUCCAUCUGAAAGAUGACGAGACAGAGUACUUCAUACGGACCAAGGCGGGAGCCAUUUGCUUCAAGCAGGGAACCAAAACGGAGAGCAGGAUGGUGGGUUCGAUGGAGGGAGCCAAUCCCUGGGGCCACGGUUCCGUGGACAAGGCACUGACUCGUGAAGCAGGUGGCAGUGGGAGGCUGAGGCGUAGGUGGGUUGGGUGCCCUUGUCUCCCGGGCUGGCAUGGGCCCUACUGUGGAGUGCCCACCAUGGUCCAGUAUUCCAACUUGCCCACGAAAGAGCGCCUCACCCCGCGGGCUACGUCUCGCAGGGUCAUCAACGCCAUCAACAUCAACCACGAGUUUGAUCUGCUGGACGUCCGGUUCCAUGAGCUGGGAAAUGUAGUUGAUGUGUUCAUCAUCUGCGAAUCCAACUUCACCGCCUUUGGAGACCCCAAACCACUGAAGUUCAUUGAGAUGCUCCUGAAUGGGAGCUACAGCUACAUAGCUCACAAGAUCCUGUAUGUGUUCCUGGACCACUUCCCCAGCGGAGGCAGGCAGGAUGGCUGGAUUGCUGACGACUACCUGCGGACCUUUCUCAGCCAGAACGGGAUGAGCCGAAUCACCCAGCUCCGCGACGACGACAUCUUCCUCAUCAACGACGCCGAUGAGAUCCCGGCCCGCGACGGAGUUCUCUUCCUUAAACUCUUCGAUGGGUGGACGGAGCCUUUCGCCUUCCACCUUCGCAAGUCUCUCUAUGGCUUUUUCUGGAAGCAGCCGGGGAGCCUGGAGGUGGUGUCGGGCUGCUCUGUGGCCAUGCUGUUCAUGGUGUACAACGGAGACGGCAUCAAGCUGCGGCGGAGAGAGUACUACCUGAUGCCAAACUUCCGGCAAUACGAGAACAGCACCGGGCACAUCCUGGUGCCGUGGUCGCUGGGAAGCGCACUUCACUUCGCCGGCUGGCACUGCUCCUGGUGCUUCAGGCCAGAGGGGAUCCGUUACAAACUGCUGUCGGCCCAGAAUGGCGACUUCCCCCGCUGGGGGAACUACCAGGAGAAAAGGGAUCUGAACUACAUCCAGGAGCUGAUCCAGACUGGGGGCUGGUUUGACGGUACUGAGCAGGAGUAUCCGCCUGCGGACCCCAAAGAGCACAUGUACGCCCCCAAGUAUCUGCUGCAAAACUUUGAGAGGUACAAGUACAUGUUGGAGAACCCGUACCGAAAGCAGAGCUGGGACCGGGGGCUGGGGAGAGCUGCUGAAAUGUACAAUCAGAGUGGGAAGAUUACAUAAGAGGCACUGACAACAACUGCGACACUGGAAGGUCAGGGUGACCUUGCAUCAUCUACUGUCUGGCUUCUUGCCACUACAUGGGACCUGUGGACUUUGAAAACUUCUCUGUACUGCUGCCAUUCAGGCCGAUCUGCACCUGCACUUUCUCACUACAUCGGCUGCGUCCGCGUCUCCAGCCCCUUCAGUUUGAGCCAAGCUGCUUUCUCUCUUUUUUCUCUUCCCCCCCACCCCCCGCCAGACUUCUGCUCGAGGUCUCUCUCCACGUCCCUCACCCUCACCCGGAACUGUUCUGCACCCGAGGUGCAUUGCACGCCAGGUCAGCAGUUGGUGAGGUUCCCCUGGAGAUUGGAGACCGCUAGCGGAGUCCCCGGCAGUGCUGGGGAGGGAGUGGGACAGGGGCGUGGAAGACAGUGAGCCGGUCUGUACACAAGGUCAGACUGAAAUAACCUUUCUCACAAAAUGUGGCUCCAUUGAAUCUGUGUAAAUUUACACAAGAAGAAAUGGGGGCUCCUCAGGGGGGAGAGAGGCAGUGAUGAAAACAGAGGGUUGUUUUGGGGGGGGGGUCAUGGUUGGAUUGAGGAAGAGGACAGGAGAUCGGGUCUGUAACUCAAAUCCGCUGCCUGGUCAGUUGUGUGAAGUGCAAUCUAUGUUCACACUUGGCCAUGAAUUUGCACACUCCAGUAGAGGGAACAAGGAUGAUCAGAGGGCAAUGAAGGGCAGGUGUUUGGGGUAGUGGGAGAUGGGGAGGGGGUGUUAAAUGAGCGCAGUGAGUAUGGGAUACCGUGUCAUUAACCCCAUUAGUUUGUGUGGGGUGAAUCCUGUAGCCCUGGUAAAUGCUCAGAGAGUGUGACACCUGGUGGAAGGGUUGAGAACCCUUGGGGUACCAGCAAGCUCCCUUGAUCCUGAUCAGAAUCCCUACCCAGGAAGAGCUGAGCCUGCAACCCUGCAGCUGCAGACAGUCCCUGCUCUCAGAGGAGCUUGGUCACAAGCCCGAAGCGGGGGUGGUGGGGCCGUGGGGGGGCGGGGGGCCUGCCUCAGUACUCACGAUCUUCCCCACUCUGUGCAGCUGGAUGUGCAAAUCCAAGACCCAGAGACUAGCCUGCGCCACAGGGAGGCACUCUGCUGGGAGCGAGGUGGGGGGUGCGUGUGAUCAGGCAGCAAAAAAUGAAACAAUUAUUUAAUGGGUUGGGAAAUUGCUGCUGUUGUUGACUGAGCACUGGAUCCCAGAGUUGUCGUCUCCCCCCCCCCCCCCCACCCUGGCCCGGUGUGCUCACAAGAAGAACAGAGCUGGGUUUAGGCAAACUGGGAAUUGAAGUUGGAAUGGUGACCCACGCUAUUUAGUCCCAGGCAUCAGCCACUUGCCCCUACUGCACGCACCGAUUGCCUCACUGGAACUUGCUUGUUGAAGAACUUACUUUGAAAAAAGGUUGAGGGCUGGGCUGGUUUUCACUCGGCUGUAUAUAUGGCUGAUGAGUUUAACUGUGUAACGUCUUCUCGCGGGGAACUUUCUGUGAAAUUGUCAGGAGUCAUCCGCUGUGGCCGGGCUCGUCCCGGCAAAGUGGCACGUACAGUUCCCUGUGCAUGUCGGCGGUCCCUUGCACUGCAGUCUACAAUGAAGGGACAAACCACUGAAGCGCCGGGAACCGGGCGGCAGCUCUGCCUUCGCACCGGCAGACGUCGCUGUUCGCCCGCGCCUGGCUGUCUUUAAAGCACUAAUAAGGUGGCAGAGGGUGAGAAGGUUUCCCCAAGGCACAGCGUCUCCCCAGGGGCACAGCUACCAAGCGUGCUUGUGACACCCCAGACAUUGGCCCCUUGCCCUGGCCUGAGCCACGGGCACUGCCACUCCUGGGACAUGGGAUGGAGCCUCUGGUUGGGUGCCCCAUUGGUUAUAAGGGUGCUCGGUGUGAUCGAGAUGGUUGGAGAAUGAGCAGCUACUGUGUUAAAAUGCCCAUUCAGUCUGACUGUCGGGUGGGUGACUGAUCUCAGUGUUUGGAUAAUAUGGUUUCAUUCAAGGAGAGCUCUGUUCCACAAGCUGCCCUUCCAUUCCAUGGGGUCUGGGCUAGAAGGGGCAAGACAGUGUGCUUGGGAUGGUCCCACCCUGUGUCACAGCUGGCUCCACUGCAUAGCUGUUGGUCCAGCUCUCCUACAGUCACCACUCGCUCUCAUUUUGGAACGAACACACCUCGGUCAGCAGUGUGGCCCCUGGGCUUGGACUCCCUGCUGCCCACCAACACUGUGUGCAAGGAGUCAGUGUCAACUGUACCUUUGUAAUAAUGUUUGCGUAAAAUAUUUACCCAUGGCAUUAAAUUGUACAUAAUAAAAUGAUUGUGCUGGUUUCAUUUGU